Diaporthe batatas is the source of this 10832-nucleotide messenger RNA. RefSeq lists its product as uncharacterized. The record is from RefSeq and is a predicted model, not a curated record. Lineage: Eukaryota; Fungi; Ascomycota; Sordariomycetes; Diaporthales; Diaporthaceae. Bases 1 to 1860 code for a protein of 619 amino acids. The transcript is spliced from 6 exons.
AUGGCGCAAAAACUUGAACGUGCUCAUCUGGGCCCUGAACCCAAAAGAAAAUAUGUGGAGGAGAUACAAAACAUUCUCAUGCAGAUUCAAGUUCGGUCCGCGACGAAUCAUUUUCCGCUCCAGAAGCCACUCCCAAUGCCGGCACCAAACCGUCUGCCCCUUGAGAUUGUGGAGUCCAUUAUAGCAAUGGUGGAGUACCAGCCAUGCGUUGUCACAAGACGGUCCGAGGAGCGCACAUACAGGGCUCUCCACUGGAGGGGUUCCCGCACCUUCGCGGCACUAUAUCUGACGACAGAACCGCUGCCGCGGAAAUUUGACGUCGCAUCGCGGAUGACACUGCAGAUGCGCGCCGCCGAACAGAACUGGGCGAGGAUGAUGACCGGCGACGGGACGUCCGACGACAGCCGUAGCUGGUUUGAGGUGUGCAUUCUGCGUCGCCUACCGUAUUCCUCGUCGUUCCACCUGGGCCCUCUUGAACAAUUUUUGACGUGGACCUACCGCACGCCGCUGUAUGCAUGGGAAGACCUUUCGUCUUUGGGCUGGCGAAUGGUCCCGUAUGAGGGCAACUUCACUUUUAGGGUGCCUCGAAGUCGCACGAAAGUUUCAGGUUGGGACACCUAUCAAGCCGACUGGAAAGCCGGACCUAAACCAUGUGAAGAGUGUGAGCAUGACGACGAUGCACUCGUCGUUGGCAUAUUGAAACGGAUCAAGCAACAAUAUAACAAGCACCCUGCUGCGGUGAAAAGUCCCGAUCCCAAUCCGGCUGUGAAGUCAUUUUUUCGCCGACCAAGUUUUCAAAUUCAUACCCAAGAGGCAAGUGCCGCACGUAAAUACCUGCGCAAGAUGGGCAACACAUUCUCCUCCACACGCUCCGGCAAUAACAGCCGCCCCUCAAGAAGAGAAACCGAGACACCCCAGCUAGAGCCCGCGCACAAAGGAUUCAACCCAACCCGCCAGGACAUCCAAAUCGCAACCCACAUCCUCAUGGGCCUCCGGCUCCAGGCCGCGCCAGGCCACCUGCCCUCCGAGCUGGCGCUCUCCAUCCUGGCCCACGCCGACUACCGCCCCCGCGUCACGAGCAGCCAGGUGGGGCCCAUGUCCUACACCUCCGGGGGCGGCCGGCCCUGGUACCUGAUGGCGCCGGGGCUGCCGCGGGACUUUGCCCGCGCGACCUCCGUCACGCUGCAGGUGCGCGGCUGCGAGGUCCGCCGGAUCGGCCCGGCGGAACCGUACUACCACUACCCCGGCGACAGCGACGACGACUUGACGGACGAGGGGGACCGUCGCCGGCGCGGCAGCACCUGGUUCAAGCUGCUCAUCCUGCGGGCUGUGCGCAGGGCCCCCACUAACCCGCCGGUAAAUGGAUAUGUCGUCCACGGGUGCGUGGCCCGGCGGGUGCCUGAGCCUGGGUCGCAGAGGACGCCGUCGCCGAGGAGGCGCUGCGACUCGGAAGACUCGGGCGACUGGCAAGGGGAUCCGGACUUCAGGGUGGGGGACGAGUGGAUGGCGGUCAGGCACCAUGAUAGGGUGGUUUGGGUGAUACCUAACCACAGCAGCAGAAGAGUAUCAGAUGAUCUACCGUCAGAAUUGAGUGGGGAGCAGUUCGAUGAGGGCCCCACGGCAGAGGUUGUUCGCCCUCGAUGUCGCGAAACUUACCGUCGAGUUGACUGGCCACCGGACAACAACCCUGAAAUUCAAGAUCCGGAAGCCUUUGUAGACGGCGGGGGUUUCUUGUCUUCGUUGAUGCCCGGGGACAAGAUAGUCUUGUCGGCUGGGGUGGAGCCUACCGAAGAGGAACCCGUGGCGAUGUUCACGAUCAAGGAGGCUAUUCUGGAGAUAGUGUAUGAUGCCAUGGUUUAGUCUCUCUUACGUGUCGUGCGACGGGGAGUGUGCACACCAAGCAGGCAGACCCGACUGAAGAGUAGCCCACAUCCCAAAGUGCAAACAGAACCAACGCAUGAUGCCACAGAACGAAAUUAAUAAAAUUAGAACAACUACUACACAAUGCUAAACACCAUUUACCCAUGCCAUGUGCUUACCGCAUGCUAUGCACAACCAAGAUCUGAAUCCUCCCUCACACACACUCCCAGAAGAAAAUGACGAAUACCUCCCCGAUGCUUGCUUUUCACCUGCCCUGACACUCACGAACUCCCCAGAAUACUACUGUAGGCAUCCUCCACCUCCCCAGCGAGCUCCAACAGGCUCACGAUGACAAUCUGGUGCGUCAGGUUGGGGAGGCGGUCGCGGUGCAGGCCGAUCCACUCGAGCGGCGGCGUCGCCUCGCCCAUGUCGCGCAGCUGCGGCGUCUCGAUGACGGGCGGCUCGAGCGCGUUGUACUCGUACUUGGACUGCGGGAGGUCCACCUCGGCCGUGAUCUUGCCCUGGCCCUGCGCCGUCUUCUUGCCGCCGCCCUCUUCCUUCUCCUGCUCCUGCUGCGAGGCGUCAGCCGGCGCAGGGGAGGACUGCUUCUGCGGCUCGGGGAGCACGCCCGUGACCUUGAUGGCGGAGGGCAGCACGACCUCUCUGCCGUAGGCCUGCGCGAGGGUCUUUGUGUGGUUCGCCCACAUGCCGCGGAUGUACGAGAUGCGGCUGUAGUUCCACCCCACCUCGACCUUGCCCUCGAACGCGCUCUUGAAGAUGUAGUCGAUGUGCCGCGACUGCGGGCUCUGCCACGUCUGCAUCACCGCCUCCACCUUGGGCACCUUGAGGAUCGUCCCGCCCCGGGACCCCGUCGCCGACGCGGUCACGUCCUCGACCGUCAGCUCGCUCAGCGCCUUGGGCGCCUCCAUCGUCCGCACCCCGGCGAGCCCGAUCCGCAGCUGGCCUAGCGUGAGGCCCAGGAUGCUGUGCACGCGCCGGUCGUCGAUCGACGCGGCGAAGCGGGCCUGCGCGUUGAGCGCUUCCAUCUUGAACACCUGGUGGUCCGAGAAGGUGGUGGGGAAGAUGCCGAGGUUGAGCGCCUUGAGCGUUACCACGACAUCGGUGUCGAGCGAGAUGGGCGCUUUCGCCAGGACGUCAUCGCCUUGGGCUUUGGAGAUGGACGGUCUCUGGACCGCCACGAUGCUGGAAGCGAUUGACCCUCUCUUCAUGAACUUCUCGAUCUCCUUGAGUGAUGUCUGGAAGCUGGCCUUGCGCUCUGCCACGAGUUUGGUAAACGCUUGGUACAGAGCCACUCCUUGCGCAGCAGACGUGGUGGUUCCGAAGAUUUGCACCGCCUCUCCGUCGAAGGUCGCCACGAGACGGUCCCCGCUGCCCUCCUGGGCUCUUCUGACAUUGUACAUGAGAAACUUCAUUGAUGUUAUGUCCGCAACGAGGAAGGCCUGGUAGUCAAAGGCGGCCUUGAUUCGGAACUGACUGAAGGUGACCGAAGCCUGGAUCAUGGGCGUCUCGUUGAGGGCUUGCUCUCUGUGCGGCCACUGGAUUGCAGUCCGUAGCUUGAAUUCCCGCAUUGCCACGAAACCGCUCAUGCGGCCCUGACUGUCCACCCCGAUCCUUUCAAAACCUAGGCAGAGAUUUUGCUCCCAGUCUGAGGAUUUCUUGGACGAGACCCAGAACUCGUUGAUGGCAAACUUCGACUUGCCUAUCGCUUGGCCGAGAUCAACAUUUAUCACCAGAGCAGACAUAGAUACGGUAGCGGUCCAGGGGAAAGCCGCUGUUGCAGCCACCUGCUGAUAUCUCUGCACCAGAUGCCCCUGCGGUCCUUGAGACGUCUCCGUCUGAAGCUUAGCCAUCGGAUUCGUCGAAGUCUGUCGGACGUCGCGUGGUAUCCAGAUCUCCCUGAAGAGCAGGAAGUCCUGAAGCUGCUUUGCGUUGACAGAAACCUCCAUAGGACUGAGCUUGAGGAUGGCUGACACACCACUGGUGCCACUGACAUGCUUGCUGUUCAUCAGUGACAACACAAUCGAGUCCACGUUGAAUUGACCUGUCUCUUCCCGGGAGUAUACAUGACGGACAGAGGCGUGCAGGUUGGCUAUUGCUCCGGACAUGGCGAAGAAGUUGCCUUGAUCAGCAGAAGCAACGGUAUUGACUGUGAAGUACAUGUCGUCGAACCCAGCUGACGCCGCCACGCGUGCGAUGGGUUGACAGCUCAGCGUAAAUUCUUGCUUGCAAAUACGCAAGCCCAAAUUCACCUUGAGCCGGCCAAUGACAGCACUAGGGUCUAGCAGGUAGUCCUCCUGGGCAGCCUUGGUCUUAGCCAGAGCUUGCUGCGGCUCUACCGCCUUGGCUGGCUCAUUUGCGAGGACCUCUUUGAUGCUGGACGUCAUGUCCAGCACCAGAGGAACGAAAGAUGGGUACAGCGUAUUGCUUGAGGCGUCGAUCUUGAUUUCGCCGUACAGAGAGGGGUCCUCGUUGCCGGGGUCCCUGUACUCGACCUUGAACGCAACGCCGGGGGACUUCAACACUGUGCUGCUGCCAGUGUCGUCGGCAGUAAAUUGCCCAUACUUCCCAGCAAGUCCAGCACGCGUCGCCCUCGAUGAGCGAGACGCGUCAUCGGCUUCCUUCUUAGCUGCCAAGUAAACAACCGCUCCGGCGAAGUCAGCAUCGACGAGGAACGAUUCCAUCCUCUUGUUCCCGAACAAAGUCUUUCUUGGCUCCAGUGGCUUCUCCGCUGAUGCCGCUGCCUGACUAGGUCUCCGGGGUGGAUUCCAGUGCUCUGAGGCUUUUCGCACAUUUUUGACGGACAGGUUGAUGGAGUCAGCGACGUUAGAAACUGGUAUGACGAAUCCAGAUGUGAGGCGUAGGUUAAGAGACUUGCCAACAGCCUGAAAGGCCAUGCGGCGAGUGUUCGAUGUGGAUACAUAAGCCACAUUGAAAACCACCUCAGGCAUCAGGGCCGAGUUAGCAGACCGCAAUCUCUCGUCCUGGCCAAUUGGAACCGUCUGCACUUGGAAGUUCUCGAUUGUGAGUCUGGCGGAAUUCCUUGUGCGGGUGCCCAGCUCGAUCUUGUCCCACGUGAAAACCAGGUCCUCCUUGCCCUCCACGGGUUCUUCAGUGCCGGUCAGGACGAGCCAGCGGAUUUGCAUUUUCCGAAUCUCAAAGUUGUACCUGAUUGUGGAGAGGAAGGAGUCGAGGAAAUCUGUUUCGACCGAUCCCUCGUCGUCGUUUAUGGUGAUCUUGGGUUUGGUCUGCCUCAGCUUGCGCAAAAGUUCAAGCUCUCGGGAUGUGUCAAGGUCCUUGAUCUUGUCGCCCAUGUACCCGAGGACAUCGACAGCCGUGGAGAUGGUCUCAGGUGAGAGAAUCACAUCAAAUCCAUCAGUAGCAACGUUGAAAUGUCUCUGCUCAGACCCGUCCUCCGCAGCCGUGGAGGUCGCCGUGAUUAGCGCCCCAAACGCCAACCGGCCACAGGUUCGAACGUCGUCCUCUGUGCCUCUGGCUAUCUCCAUUUCUAUCUGCCGCAGGUUCACGUGGACCUCUGGGAAGUCAAGGACAGGCCUAUGAGGCUCUGGUCGAUUGGCCACCCGCAAGUGCACUCCACCCAGAUGGAACAGAAUGUGGGCCAAUGGCUCCGCAUCCGACUUCAAGGGUGAGUUUCCGAAGAUCUCGAGACCCUCGCAUGUGAGAUGGGCUCCAUAAACCAGGGGCUUCUUGGGCUCGUCUGGCGACAUAUUAUCCAUCAGCGGAGAAGGCGAUCGUUGGUCAGAGUCGAAGCUCUCCCGAAUAUGUCCUUGGAUGAGCUGCACUUGUUCUUGGAUGUCAUUCACCGAGCUUGAUAUCUCGGGGCGAUUGAGGGCACUGAGCAAGCUGUAGACUGCAGAAGCGUCAAGCUGGAUGAGCUCAAUCGACGCAAAGGUAGUGACAGUGGUCUCAGACUCGUCCAUCACUGUCUUUACCCGUCCGUUCGUGGGGGGUAUUUGAAGAAGUGACAAAGACCGCGGCUUGUUGUUAACUACAAUUUGAAUCUCGUGAGAGUUCUCCUUGACAUCGAAAUCGAAGAUAACCUCCUUGCCAAAGUUAGCUGCCAUAGCAGCACGAGCCACGACACCGGAGAUACGAUACGUCAAGGACUGUAGAAGAGGAACGCUGAUGUAAUACUCGUCAAGGAACAUUGCAAGGUUCACUCUGAAAGAAGACAGCCUGUCCUUGAUCUUUGGCUGCGGAUGUUUGGCCUUCGGUGACGACGAAGAUGGUAUGUGGUUUUUCAACCGAUAUAGCUGUGCUGCUUCAUCCUUGAUCAACAGGUCGAGGACUUCCAGCAGACCGAUUGGGUCUUGCUGGACCGCAAACGAAAGCUUCUUGCUGCUGGCCGAGGCCUUGAUAAUGUGGGAGUCAGUAGUCUCUGUGGCCUGCAACGUAUGAGAAGCGAUCAGGGCCGGAUCACGCAGCUGGAAGACACCGAGGACUUGGGUGUGGCUGCGCAGGCGCGACGUGAAGGCUUCACAGCUGAGAACAAAGUCUGUAUCGGUGACGUCUUUCGAAUCGUGCCGAAUAAGCAGGGACCCUUUCAUGCCAUCGGCGAGGGACACAGAAUUUAGGUUGAUGGCAUCGAAUGCCAUUUCGCCGCGGCCGAUUGACAUAACGACAUGAAGAGACUUGCUGGUCGACUUCGCAGGAGUUUUGCCGGUUUCUUCGGCUCGAGCUUCUUUCUGGGUUUGCAGCCUGGCGAAAAGCCUCAGAACAUCCUCUGCAAGCUCGCAAAGGUCCCAGUUCAGUCUGAUCGCGCCUUCACCGCAGUAGACAUUGAGCAUGGUCAGGGGGGAAGCCUCACUGCGGGAUUCUGGGCUGGAGUGAGAGCUCAAGACGUUCCCGUCCUGGAAUCUGGCAGUGACAUCGGUGAGGACGAUCUCAUUCUGUUUCGGGCCAGGAUCGAGUACGAAUCGCGUAUCUCGGAGGCGCACAACAGCAAGGAAUGCCAGGUCUGGUCUGGACGAAGCUGGCUUUGCGCUUGCAUCCUUGCCAAAAACGUUCUGUAUGAGCUCCGAAUUGUUUAUGCUGCCAAGAUCCCAAUUCCGCCAACGUUCGAAGGCAUGCACGACUUGCUGCCGGACAUCGGCAGGGAACUCGAAUUCAGAUCCCAUGCAUUCGAUCUUCAGGCGCUCCUUGUUGUUCGGGUUCAGCGUUGUCCACAUCUGCCUCAGCCGGGCGAUCAGCUUCCAUGAGUCGAAGGUCCGUAAAUGUUGCUUGGCAGAUCGCAGAACAGCUGAAGGUCGGAUCAAGAAUAUCGGAUCAAUUGAAUCAUGUCCCUCAGUCACAAGCUUGUAGGUCAGAUACCUAAUAAGCCUACUUUCGCGAGCGAGUGUAGGCUUGAACAUCUUCUCCAACUCUGUCGCCAAUGCAGUGGUCCGGUGAAUCAGAGCUGCGAGAUACUCGAUCUUUUCUGAUGAAAGGCUGCUUGUUAUGCUGCCAACUUCACCGUCGAGAUAGGUCAUGUCUUUGGUACCCAUAGAAAUAAUAACAUUUUCAACUUGUGCCUUUAAUGCCGCAUGCGUGUCAAGGUGUACCGCGAGACGCUCAGCCGCUGACAGCUCCAGGACACCGAGCCUGACAUGGAAUGAGCUUUUUUCCUGGACGGUGGUCAGGUCAAAAGGGUCCUCCCAUGAGCUCUGAGUCCGUGUCGUGAGUACGAGGUCGCCCACAUGAGCGUCGUAUUGGUCUUGCUCCUCUUGCGGCGGUUCCGAGGAGUCCAAUUCGGAGGCAUUGACGAAUCUGAUGUUCGCCUUGGGUAUCCUCAGCAUCAGAUCGCUGACUUUCCCUCGCAUCUUCUUCUUGCUUUGUUUGGAGAAAAUGUCGCCCAUUGCGUCGACUUGCAAGGAAUCGAGUAUGUCCUCCGGGUCUGAAGGUUGCAGCGCAGAUAGAAGUGAUGAGAUGUUCUUGACAGCGAUCGGGUUUAGGAAAGCCGUCAACCCGGCGGGCAGUUCCACCAUCACACUGGAGUACGCGCUGUCCUCUUUCAUAUUGUUUGGGUCAACAUCCCCUAGGUCGAAGGCCGUGGCUGAUCCCGCGGAAGCUUCCUCGGCCGUCUCGAUGCUGGAAUCCAGAGUCUCCACGAUAUCCGGUUGAAUUGUCUCGAGAGGGAAGUAUGGCGCAAAGUAUUGACUGGAGAAAGCCACCGUGUUGUGCACCUGGUCUCUCCUGUCGGAGGCUUCUGCGUAUGCACUGUAAAAUGCCGAGUGACGACCGGUGGACGCAGAAGGAUCUCUACGGUGUAGGCUCUGCUGCCCAAUCGCUGUCAGAGGCCUGAGCCCCUCAGGUAGUCUGGAGUGGCGUGAAGACUGCCGCGAACUCAACGGUCUUUUGAUGCUGCUCUGACUUGAACUUGAUGUGCUAAGGAACGAUGAUUUGUGCUUGAGACCCACGAAGUGUUGCGAUGUGUCGCUGGACAUCAAAGACUCGUUGUCGUAUGGCACAUCCUCCUCGGUCGUGGGUUGCGGGACCGGUGGCACAGGCUGAGCCAUGGGGUCGAUUUGUUCCGGGUUGAAGGCGCCGAGGAGACCCGGAAGGAGGAGGAAAGGCGUUCGCAAGCUCCUCUGGUCUUCACGCCUGAUGAGCUCUUGUUGAAGUCUGCGCUCAUUGGAGAAGUCGGACUUCCGUGCUAUGGUGGCCAGGUGAACGCUCGUUCGGACCAGGAGAUUUGUCUCGACUGUAUCAUAAGACCUUGUUCUUUGCCGAGACGCGGACUCUGCAUUUACACACGACAGCUGCACGUCCGGUAUCUUGACAUUGGCUCGCUUCGAGUAGUGCGAUCUCGCCCAGUCAUUAAAGUUGACGUCAAUGGAGCCGGUGGAAAAAAGGAAGGCGGCUUCCUCAACGUGAAGCCACAAUCGGACAGAAAGCAAAGAAACUCGCAAAAACGUCACGUCGUACAGGAUGACCGAAGCGGGAGGGGCCAAUGCAUUCUCGUCGUCGUCGAAGCUCAGGCCGAAGGCUUUGCCUCCUCUCAUGAGGGCCGUGAGGAAGUCGGCGGUACACUCUCCAGUGACCGCGCCUAUGCCUAGAUCCCAGUUGCAGAGAUAGGUUGGUUCUGUUGGCGGUAGUCCAAAUACACGGUGUCCAUAGACGUUGAUGCCAUCGAUGAAUAGUUGAGUAGUGGCCGUGGCACUGAGAGGUGUCUCCUGACCGCUUUCUCCAUGUCCCAGCGACAAGUGGAGCGGGCUGAUAACCAAAUCCAAGUCCAUAUAGUAAUUCGUGAACCGCAGAUCUGCUGAAAUUUGCGGCCCAUCGAUCUGCACAUUGUUCUCCGAGGAGUAUAAAUUGGCAGGCAAGAAAAUCUUGGGGUCAUCGAGCCUGACGCUCAACAUGACAUCCAUGUCAUUGGACUUCUUGAACGGGGCCUUCACCCCGAGGUCUGCGUCAGGGUUUUUCUGCUUCGCAUCAAGUAUGUCCUGAAAUUCCUCCAAGGUCUUGAAGUGUACGUCGUCACCAAAGUAAUUGUCCUUCAAUUUCAUGACAUAUCUAAUCACAAAACCAUAGAGGUGGACGACGGGAGACUGCCCAUUUACGUUGACCACGAGCGUAUCCGUCAAUGAUGGAGAUGUUCCAGCGUUGUAAUGAUACUGGCCAUCAACAACUAGGUUUUCCAGUCUUGCAAGGUCCAUGGAUUUGACAAAGCUUGCUUGCGUGUUCCAUGGCGGAACGUGCAAGCUGAGGAAAGCCUCAUCGGCGCGGACAUCGAAAGGGAUCAUGCUUCGUGAAGGCCGAAACUUGUCGAGCGAAAUACACGUGCUCGAUUCGAGAAGAGGGCUCUUGACAAUUAUAUAUGCAUUGUCUUCGAGGUCUGUCGGCUUGUUGAUGAUGUUUCCGUCGUUAACAUUGAGGUAGAGCUUGAGGUUCGAGAAAUGGAGGUCCAGGAAGUACUUGAAAGGUGUGAAGACGAGAUAAUCGGCAGGCGGCCCACUUGACCAGUCAUUGAUGAGAUCUGUCAGGAGAAAGAUGUGGUCCCUGAGGAUAAACAGCUCUAGGGCGUCGGUGGCUAUAUCGAAGCGCCAUUGGCGAAGCGAAUUCCACUUGAGGGGUGUGGAGAGGUCACAGGAAAUGCGCUGCUUGCCAGAUCGCCAAAGAAGUUCGUGGUUGAUGCUGCUUGUAAUCUCGGUCUUAGGGAAGUCGAGGUCAAGAGAGCUGGUGAAUCCAUGGGAAUGCGCGACCAUGUCCAUCGAGUACGAUAUCGUGGCAUUAGAGGCAAUCUUAACAUCAAGCCAUCCGUGUUGACGCUCGAAACCACCUGUGGCACCUUGGUCAUUCUGCUUAAGCCGAUUCCUCGCGCUGCGCUUGUCACGGUCCUUGUCGGUUCGUAUAGGAGGCUCUUGGCCUCUGAACUUCCAGUUCUUCGACUCCUCCCGGAUCGGUACUCGGAGGGUCACGUCAUCGUCGAGUUCAACAUACAAUUUGAACUGAGUAGGAACCCUGUUGGCCCCUAUUGGAAGCUUCUCAGCUGGUUGGGAGUCCUUGCACAACCCCGGGAAGAACACCCGUUGCAAUUCCGCACGGUGGCGAUCCGCCCAUGGUCCGUAAUUAACGAAACCGCCUUUGAUUGACAAGUUAAUUCCCCAGGCAGGUGGUUCAUCACCGUUGAUAUUGUCACCGUCCUCAGACCGUGUUGCCUUUUCGACGGUGCCGGGUCGACGAGGUGCAACGAGGGUCGGGGUGUCCCAAAAGAUGGUGAUGGUUGCUUCUGGCGUGUCCAUAAUGGUAUUCACAGCAGCAUAUUCCACGCCAGCCCAUCGCAACUGUUCAUUUCGCUCAAGGUCAUCCAAGUAUCUCGAGAGACCUUGCCAAUGGUUGGACCCGGGGGUUUGUCUGUCGGCAGUAGCAAGAGGGCUACGCUCUCCUGGGGAGAAUGACUCGACGGAUGAUCUCCAAAAGGGGACCAGAUGCCGCAGCUGAGAAAUAGCCUUGCG